Messenger RNA from Scatophagus argus, 4387 nucleotides. It is a transcript of the gene nrg3b, whose product is annotated as neuregulin 3b. The coding region runs from base 1683 to 4043 and encodes 786 amino acids. The record is from RefSeq and is a predicted model, not a curated record. Gene Ontology annotation, biological process: animal organ development; nervous system development; intracellular signal transduction. Gene Ontology annotation, molecular function: chemorepellent activity. Lineage: Eukaryota; Metazoa; Chordata; Actinopteri; Scatophagidae. The transcript has 9 exons.
GUGGCGUGCGCUGCUGUUGCUGCCGCCUCCUCCCUCUGCCUCCUAUCUGCAUCUGCUGCAGAGCUUAGCCAACACGCAUCUAUGCUCUCUCUCUCUCUCUAGCUUUCACACUACUUAACUAUUUCUAUCCACCAGAUUCUUUCUUUCUUUUCUUUUCUUUUUUUUUUUUUUGCUCAUGAAGGAGUCAACGCACACCUACAACCGUGGAGUCCGGGGAGGGGGGGAGAUGGAGCAGUCACUAGUCGUCACUUUGGAGUAUUGAGGACGGCGGUGGACUGGAGGAGAGCGCCGGAUGGGUUAGGAGCUGUGAAACCCACAUCACUCACCGCGGAUUGAGCAAGCCCCCCUCCACACCCCCACCCCUCUCUCUCUGUCUCUCUCUCUCUCUCUCCAUCCUCUCUCUCCCUUUCCGUCUCUCCCUAGUCUGCAGCCUCCAAGAACAGCCGCCGCAUCAUUUUUUUCAGAGCAGCAGCCCCCUCCCUCCCUCCCUCUUCUCUCCAUCUCCCUUUCUGCUGCUUGCACCACUGUGGGAAUGCAGCGAAGGUAAACGAAUCAUAGAGGCUUCUUUUUUUUUUCCGCGCCACCAACAUCGGGAUCUAUCAUCACAGUGGACGACUGCAGACAGACAGCUCUGGAGACGCACGGCUGUCACUCCGGGAAAAUCAAGAGUUGGGUGGUCGGCGUCGGGAUUGGACCCGGAUCAGUUGGAUUUAGCCCGCUUACCCCGGACACCACGAUUACCAACACCGCCCCAUCUCACUGGCAGAUCACAUCAGAUCCCAUCUACCCUCCCUCGUUUGAGUUUCGGUGGCUUUCACAGUCUCUCUCCCCUCCUGGAUUACCGGCAGCUGGCGCGACUAAAAAAAGGGUGGCCGGGCAUGGAGAACUGAGGGGCUAUUUGAGGGAAAACUUAAAGUAACCGACAAAGACACCUGCAAGAGAAAGAGGAAGCUCUCUAAUGUAUGUAUGGAAGGUCAAGUGAACUCAAAUAAAGGAACAGUCGGUGAUUUGUAUUUUAAGGACCAUAUGCGGCCGAUAAUCAAACCAAUUGAGAGUGGAGAAGGGUGCUGCCGUAGCCUGGGUUGUUGAUCUACGCACGCACACACGCACAUGGAUUUACAGCUCCGGUCUGAAGCGGAUCGAUAUCCUUCUCCGUCUUUUUUUAAUUAUUUUUUUUUUACUUCGGCUUUUUUUUAACAAGGGAGUGAAGCAUCCUGGGAUUUAUCAUCGCUUCGUUAGCUCUGAACUACCGUGAGGCGCCCCCUCGCUUCGCUCUCUCACCUGUCCAUAACCUGUGUGUGCUCGUUUGGAAGUGUGUGUUUUCCUGUGCAUAUUUGUGUGUUUGCGCGCGCGCGCCCGUGUGUGUGUGUGUGCGCACUUGGUUUGCUGUCCGCCAAAGUGAGUGUAGGUUAUAUUGCUUAUGUAUGCAUUUGAGUGCUGUGCCAGCUUUUAAUUAGUAGUAGGCUACGUGACUGUGAGUGAUUGUGUCUACUUACUGCUGGAGUGCGUGUGUAUUAGUGUUUUAGGUUUGUGCAUGUAGGUUUGUGCAUGUAGAUAUAUAGGCUACUUAAGAUGCCCGGCAUUUACUCUGCACCACAUCCCCUUCCUCGUAUAUGCAUUUCUAUUAUCUGGCCACCUGUUUGACCUCCUGAACACCCCAAGAGACGACAAGCUCCAGCAGGAUGAGUGAGCGUUCAGGUGCAAGCACUCUGGCGGCCAUGACGCUUGAGGAGCCAGGGGCAGAACAGGCAUCUCCAAGAGCCCAGGGCCCUCUCAGGUGUGGCCCCUGUGCUGUCUGGCCUCGCCAGCAGACAUGGCUUUGUGCCGUGCCCUUGGUAAUGGGCUUUGUGGGACUGGGACUCAGUCUCAUGCUGCUUAAAUGGAUUGUGGUAGGAUCUGUCCAAGACUAUGUCCCUACUGAUUUGGUGGAUCCGAAAGGUAGCAUUGGACAGGACCCUAUAUUUCUCUCCAAACCUAGUGCCAUGCCCAAGGGGCCUGACAUUUCCACCGCCACCACUACUUCAGCUGCCUCUACCACGGCAAUGGUGUCGACUACCACACCGCUAGCUGCGGAUGGUACCGCCCCAGCGCCAAGAACUCGAUCUGGACCACCAGCAAACCACUCAGCCAAUGGCAGCACUGCUAAUGGAGAGGGCAAUCGCGCCCCACACCUUCAUAACCGUGUUGGCACCCGGAUUAGUGGCACCGUGGUUACCACUUCCACCACUCGGGCCACUCGACUCACCCCACCGCCCAGUGGUAAAGAGGUCACUCCUCGCAGCACUGUCAGAAAAGGAAGCAGUGCCAGUAAUGGACGUAAUGGAGCAGCCAACUCAAAGCCAGGACAGACAUCUGCUACUAUUACCACAACAGCAUCCACCACUACUACACCUACUGUUAAGACCACUGCCAAGGUGCAGCCGACCACCUCCCAGCCGGCAGCCCCUGUCAAGCCCACAUCACGCUGGAAUCACGGUCGCCCAGGAAAGGGCCCAGCCACACGCCCACACCACCGCUUCCGAACACCAGUGGCUCCUACACUUCCUAGUCUACGUUCAGAGGUCUUCAAGCCAUGUGUGGAAGACAAGGACCUGGCCUUUUGUCUAAAUGAGGGAGAGUGCUCCAUCAUUGAAACCGUGGCUGGGGUUCACAGACACUGCAGGUGUAAGGAGGGCUACCAUGGACUCCGCUGCGACCAGUUUGUACCCAAGACAGAUGCUAUCUUGUCAGACCCAACGGAUGAACUCGGGAUCGAGUUCAUGGAGAGUGGUGACACCUACCAGAGGCAGGUGCUGUCCAUCUUCAGCAUUGCCUCAGGGAUCUGUCUUCUUGGAGUGGCAUGUAUGGCUCUCUACCGCCGCAACAAAAGACACAGGGAAAAACUCCAGGCUCAUUUCUCUGAUAGCCGCAGCCUGAGGGACUGCAGCGUCAAUGCCUCUGGCCUCAUGUCCAAAUCCACUCCCAGGCUUCAGUACAGCCUUCAGCUCCAAAAGAACUGCAGUCCUCAUGGAUUGUCCGCCAAGGACGGCAGCGUGCCGCCCGGCACGUCAACAGCAGCCCCACCUAUUCUCAGCAGAGCGCUGUCUAAAGGGAAACGCUUCAGGAGUAGUUCCCUUUCACUCAGUCCUGCCCAACAACGGAGGGAGAAUCAUUUUUUCAGGACCCCGCCCAUUUCCAGAGAGAAACACAAAAUAACGACUAAUCUCAUCGAUGGAUCCAGAGUGGCCGGCCAUGUCUAUAAACACUUGCAGGAGGAUGAGUCAACAGAUAUGGAGUCCAUAAGGAGGUGUGAUUCUGCCGGUGGACGAGUCGGAGCUCUCCUCAGCAGGACCUCACUCUCUCACUUCACAGCCAAAAAGGGAUGGACUGAGGUCCCCUGCACCCGCCUGGAUAAGGGAACAACCUUCCUUCCACCGUCCCUGCGCACCCGUUCUGUGCCCAUCAUCCCUUCGCUGCAAGCGUGUGACCUCGAGGCAGGGAAUGUAGAAGCAUGUGACCGCAACCAAGGAGGGCUCCUCAAGUGGCACCCCGUGCUGGCUGGAAAGUCAGCAGUGCCCAUUAGCAAUUCUCCCUCUCCCCCCUGUGAGACUGUUGUGCUGGCGCCUGGUGUUAUGCCCGGCAGUGUUCGCCCUCCUGCCGCCGCCACCGAUACACAGGGAUCAGAGAAGAAUCUCAACUCUGCACAAACACCCUGUUCUGUUGAAAUAAUAGUGGAACUGGCACAGGAGUUAAAACAGAAAAGCCUUUCCAGCUCCAUGAAAAUGUUCGGGUCUCAGAGCGAGAUCCACCGCGGAGGCACAAACAUUCCUGAGGGUGGAACUGCGCACAAGGAGUCAGAAGGGAAGAGUGUCCAAUACUCAGCCAGAGUUCUGCACACAGGAAAUGGGACCAGAGGUUUGAAGGCAGCAGGCCAAAGAGAAGCCCAGGGAAGGUGCCAAGGUCAGACAUCUCUCGUGUACGGAGGCGCAAACUGCUCCUUGGCCACCAAAGGACCCAGCUGCAGAGGAACUGGAAACGCUCAUGCCAAGCCCUCUGCAAGCUGAUUGGAUUAACUCUGUAAAGCUUCAAAGACAAUGUUUCCAAUAACUGUAUACCUUUGCUGGUGGCACAGGAUGGUUAGCAGGUGGAACCAUCUGUGGGGCCACACGGACCAAUAACAGACAGCUGGCGAUUUUGAAGGAACACGAACAGAUUGAACUGCGAAGGAAAAAAAAUAAAUAUUGACACAACAAAAGACAUCAAAUUAUAAAGAAAAGGAGACAAACAAACACACAAUGUGAAUAAAUGUGACUCAAUGAGGAAAACAAAACCGUGACUUGAGUGGGAGCUUGACUUAAACAGUGUAUUGAAAAAAAUGCCACUAUUUAAGCUUUUUGAGCUUCUACUU